AUGUCAGCACGGGACGCAAGCACGUACUCGGCAGUGCAAAUACAUUCUUGCAGAGCACUGUGCAACCACUUAUGUGUGUGGGUGUCUUUUGGAGAAGCUGAAAAGAGGAGGCACAGGGAGGCACAUCAGGACGGCAAGAGGCACAGCUGGAUGGCAGCGGUACAUGCGGUACGGCCCAAACCUCAACAAUCACGCACGGUGGCAGCACACACCCAUCCACAAAAAACAAAACAAAAGGAAAACAAAACACGGCGGCAGGGUGUGGCUGUGUGUGUGUGGCGCUACGGGUGUCUGCCCGCCCUGGCCGCAAAGAAACAAAACAAGAGGGAAAGAAAUGUGUGCUCCGCCCCACAGGCCCUCGUCGCACGCCCACACGUCACGGCUCCCUCAGCGCGCCGUUCGUCGCGGCCCCUCCUCAUGCGUGCAGCAGGCGAGGCGCACAGGGCCGUCGUCAUGAGCGUGUCGGUGGGUGUGCGAGUGGAGCAGUUGGGCGGGAAACACACGGCACCCCUCACAGGAAGAGUGCAGAAGAAACAAUUAAAAGAGGGAAGAGUAGAAAAGAAAAAGCCGUCCAUAGUGAUUGCCCCCCAAAAGCAAAAAAGAGAAGAGAUGGUGGAGCAAAAGAUUAGUAAACAAAAAAAAAGAAAAAAUUAA
Trypanosoma cruzi is the source of this 654-nucleotide messenger RNA. RefSeq lists its product as uncharacterized. NCBI's taxonomy places the organism in Eukaryota, Euglenozoa, Kinetoplastea, Trypanosomatida, Trypanosomatidae. The transcript has a single exon. The record is from RefSeq and is a predicted model, not a curated record. Bases 1 to 654 code for a protein of 217 amino acids.